AGGAUCGACCUACCUAUGACGUACUCCCGACACUCGAUAAAAAAAGUGCGGUCAUGUACAGACAUCUCUGAUGGAGCGAUCGGCGUGAUAGCAACCAGGGCGACUGAGGCUGCCUACAACCGAGCCUGCAUGCAUACCCUGUUUAGCCAAAAAUAUGACUGCGUCACAAAUUGUUGCUUCAAAAGAGAAAGAAAGAUGGAAAAUAUAGAUGCAAUGAUGAUGUCAACAAAUGAGAAAACAUUCCAGUAUCAGAAUGAACUUCCAUCUUUGCCUGUGCCACCACUAGAACAGACAAUCCGCAAAUACCUUGACUCAGUAAAACCAUUCUUGACAAAUGAAGAGUACCAAGCAACAGAACAUCUGUGUUGGAAGUUUGCCCAUGGUGAGGGGCAAUUUCUUCAUGAUAAAUUGGUGUUGAGAUCUAAGCAGCGUAGAAAUUGGCUACAGGAAUGGUGGGAAGACAGUUACUUUGAAACUCGGCUGCCUGCACCACUGAUGAACAUGUUUGGACCAGGCCCUUAUAUUUAUGAUAUUUGGAAACCAGAAACAGGGACGCAGAUUCCUAGGACUGCCAUGUUGCUUUUCUUCACCCUGCAAUUCUGGCAGUCGAUUCGCAGAGAGCAGUUAAAGCCUCAAAAGGAUGGAAAAGGAACACCACUUUGUAUGGAGCAGUUUCAUCGUCUGUUCAAUACAUGCAAAAUUCCUGGUGUUCUUAAGGAUCAUCUUGUUGAGCAUUUUCACUCAGAGCUGGAAGGUGCAUGCCCAAGCCAUGUGGUGGUGAUGUGCAAGGGUCAUGUCUUCAGUUUUCAGUGUCUAGAUGAUCAAAAUAACUUGUUGACUGUCCCUGAGCUUCAGGCACAAUUACAAAAGAUCAUUGACAGGGCAGCAUUACUGCCAGAGGCUUCUGGCAUGCAUUAUUUCACUGCUUUAGAACGUACUUCAUGGGCAGAGGUACGGAGCCACCUGCUUGCACUACACCCUGAAAACUUUCAUACUUUAGAAAAGAUUGAGGAGUGCAUUCUUGUAAUGGGACUUGAUGAUGAUAGCCCAUCCAAUGCAGAUGAUCUGUCAUUGAAAGCACUUUUUGGUAAUCCUUUGAACAAAUGGCUUGAUAAGACAUUGAACUUCAUCUCCUUCAAGAAUGGAACAUUUGCCACAACUUGUGAUCAUUCACCGAUUGAUGGCAUGAUGCUGGUCUUCUGUACAUAUUAUGUCCACUGCAAAAUUCUGGAAUGUAAAGGACAGUGGAAGGGAUCUCGGAGAGUGCGCAGUAUCCCUGAACCAGAAUAUCUUCAUUUUCAUCUUGACAACAAUCUGUGUGACAGAAUACCCGAGGCAAAAGAGAACUAUACCAAACUGAGCCAGAGUGUGGAGGUGAAGUGGCACGCUUCUUUGACUAUGGCAAAAACUAUCCCAAGUCUCAAAUAUCACCCUGAUACUCAUGUUCAGCUAGCUCUACAGCUUGCAUAUUAUCGAAUGCAUGGCAAGUUUGCUCCAACUUAUGAGAGCACAACACGUCGGUUUUAUCAUGCUCGUACAGAAACUGUUCGAUCAUGCACUUCUGAAGCUUGCAUAUGGUGCCAGACCAUGGAAGAUCAUCACUCAAAGGAUGUGGACAGGUUGAAGCUGUUUAAGUCUGCUGUUGUGAAACAUAAUCAGCUCAUGCAGGAAGCAACAGCACUAGAAGGUUGUGAUAGACAUCUGUAUGGCUUGGCAAUGAUAGCACGAGAAGAAGGUUUAGAGACCCCCCAAAUAUUUGUUGAUCCAGCAUUUUCCAGAAGUGGAGGUGGAGGUAACUUCAUCCUUUCAACAAGUUGCAUUGGCUACACGACAGUGUGCGGUGGGGUUGCUCCGAUGUGUCCACAUGGCUAUGGAGUAUUUUACUGCAUUCAAGAAGACAGAUUAACUUUCCUGAUAACAUCAUGGACAGCAGACAAGGAUACCAGCGCCAUAAGGCUUGCAGAACAGAUAUGCCAGGCCUUAAGAGAUAUGAAAAUGCUUCUUGAACAAAAGCCUGUGUCAAAUUCACAUCUAUAACUGAUGUGGAUCUCAGAGACCAGCAGAAGGCUUAAAAUGGCUGAUUGACAUUCAAUAUUUUAUAUUUUUUAUUUUAUUGAACUUGUUUUACUUUGGUCAAGUGGUUUUGCAUGCAUUAUCUGCUUUUCUAGACUUUCAGUAAAUGCACUAUCUUCCUAAAGAUCAUCCAGGCUUGUCAUUCAUAAACCUAUUGAUUAUAGUGUGUAAAAAAAGUUAUAAACUUUCAGUCUGCUCUAUUGUAUAUUAUCAAUUAAUUGUAGCUUAUCAUUUAAACCAUUUAUCUAAAAUAAGACUGCUUAGAAAAUGUGAGAAACCACAUUGUUUAUCAAAUAUUUUAUCUAAAUGUUAAGCACUUUAUGUAGAUUGCACCAAAGCAUCAUCAUGAGCUGUUGAUGUCACAUCCAUAUUAUGUUUAUACACACACAUA
This is a messenger RNA of Pomacea canaliculata, 2464 nucleotides long. Its product is annotated as peroxisomal carnitine O-octanoyltransferase-like. The record is from RefSeq and is a predicted model, not a curated record. Gene Ontology annotation, cellular component: peroxisome. Gene Ontology annotation, molecular function: carnitine O-octanoyltransferase activity. NCBI's taxonomy places the organism in Eukaryota, Metazoa, Mollusca, Gastropoda, Architaenioglossa, Ampullariidae.